AUGGAUCUGGCAGACACUAUCAAAGAUGAAAAUGAGGCAUCGAAUCAAGACCGUGCCAAGGCAAUGAUAUGCCUUCGCCAUCACCUUGAUGAGAGCUUGAAAAUGGAAUAUCUCACUGUUAAAGAUCCUCUUAUGCUAUGGAAUAAUUUAAAAGAUAGAGAUGACCACCUGAAGAUGGUUGUGCUUCCACAAGCAAGUUUUGAUUGGAUUCAUCUGAGGCUACAAGAUGUUAAAUCUAUUCGGGUGUAUAAUUCUGCCAUGUUUAAAAUUAUUUCUCAAUUGAAAUUAUGUGGUGAAAAUAUCACUGAUCAUGAUAUGCUGGAGAAAACAUUCUCCACUUUUCACCCCCGAGUAUGCUCCUGUAGCAGCAAUACCGAGAAAUGA
This is a messenger RNA of Lycium ferocissimum, 384 nucleotides long. RefSeq lists its product as uncharacterized. Bases 1 to 384 code for a protein of 127 amino acids. The record is from RefSeq and is a predicted model, not a curated record. The transcript has a single exon. NCBI's taxonomy places the organism in Eukaryota, Viridiplantae, Streptophyta, Magnoliopsida, Solanales, Solanaceae.